Molecule: messenger RNA, 29501 nt
Organism: Pan troglodytes (chimpanzee)
Lineage: Eukaryota; Metazoa; Chordata; Mammalia; Primates; Hominidae
Gene: GALNT18
Product: polypeptide N-acetylgalactosaminyltransferase 18
Exons: 10
Coding region: 510-2051 (513 amino acids)
Biological process (GO): protein O-linked glycosylation
Cellular component (GO): Golgi apparatus
Molecular function (GO): polypeptide N-acetylgalactosaminyltransferase activity
Source: RefSeq, a predicted model, not a curated record
UCUCCCGAGCCGGAGCGCGAUUGGUGGCGGCGCUUGUCGCUCGGAGGGGGCCGGGCCGCUCUGCUUCGCGGCUCUCCCCGCCGCCGCUGCCGCUGCCGCGGUUCUCCUAGCAGCGCGGGCCGGUCGGACCGCCAAGGCAGCCGGCGCUGGCGAUGGGAAGCGGCGUGGCCGCCGACACAGGCAGUGGCAAAGUUUCCCAGACGUACACAUCUGGACGCGCGGCUGCCGGCUACCCGUGACCCCUCUAGGAAGGGUUCAGGGAUUUUUAAUUUGGAAAAAAAUCCACCUGGUUUCCUUUGUCAAGGUCUCUCCGGGUGGCCAGCGGCAGGAGCUGCAAACUUGGGCACGGCGGCUACACCGGCAGCGGACCGGGCUUUGGAGAACCUCGGGACUCAGGUGCUGAGGUGCCCAGCGGCUCCGGACGUGCUACGGGGUGCGAGCGCGGGGGAGUUCGGGGCGCACGACAAGGAAGGGCCCCCGGGAGCUCUAUAUGGAGGAAGGAGCCCAGAAUGGUGUGCACCAGGAAGACCAAAACUUUGGUGUCCACUUGCGUGAUCCUGAGCGGCAUGACUAACAUCAUCUGCCUGCUCUACGUGGGCUGGGUCACCAACUACAUCGCCAGCGUGUAUGUGCGGGGGCAGGAGCCGGCGCCCGACAAGAAGCUGGAGGAAGACAAAGGGGACACUCUGAAGAUUAUUGAGCGGCUGGACCACCUGGAGAAUGUCAUCAAGCAGCACAUUCAAGAGGCUCCUGCCAAGCCUGAGGAGGCAGAGGCCGAGCCCUUCACAGACUCCUCUCUGUUUGCACACUGGGGCCAGGAGCUCAGCCCCGAAGGCCGGCGCGUGGCCCUGAAGCAAUUCCAGUACUACGGCUACAACGCCUACCUCAGCGACCGCCUGCCCCUGGACCGGCCCCUGCCUGACCUCAGACCCAGUGGGUGCCGUAACCUCUCAUUUCCUGACAGCCUGCCAGAGGUGAGCAUCGUGUUCAUCUUCGUCAAUGAAGCGCUUUCAGUGCUGCUGCGCUCCAUCCACUCGGCCAUGGAACGCACGCCCCCACAUCUGCUCAAGGAGAUCAUUCUGGUGGAUGACAACAGCAGUAACGAGGAACUGAAGGAGAAGCUGACCGAAUAUGUGGACAAGGUGAACAGCCAGAAGCCAGGCUUCAUCAAAGUCGUGCGUCACAGCAAGCAGGAAGGCCUCAUCCGCUCCAGGGUCAGCGGCUGGAGGGCGGCCACUGCCCCUGUGGUGGCACUCUUUGAUGCCCACGUGGAGUUCAAUGUGGGCUGGGCUGAACCUGUACUCACCCGCAUCAAGGAGAACCGGAAGCGGAUCAUCUCGCCAUCCUUUGAUAACAUCAAAUAUGACAACUUUGAGAUAGAAGAGUACCCGCUGGCUGCCCAGGGCUUUGACUGGGAGCUGUGGUGCCGCUACCUAAAUCCCCCCAAGGCCUGGUGGAAGCUGGAGAACUCCACAGCGCCAAUCAGGAGCCCUGCCCUCAUUGGCUGCUUCAUUGUGGACCGGCAGUACUUCCAGGAGAUCGGCCUGCUGGACGAAGGCAUGGAAGUCUACGGGGGCGAGAAUGUGGAGCUUGGGAUCAGGGUGUGGCAGUGUGGCGGGAGUGUGGAGGUCCUGCCCUGCUCACGGAUUGCCCACAUUGAGCGAGCCCACAAGCCCUACACAGAGGACCUCACCGCCCAUGUCCGCAGGAACGCUCUCAGGGUGGCUGAAGUCUGGAUGGAUGAAUUUAAAAGCCACGUCUACAUGGCAUGGAACAUACCCCAGGAGGACUCAGGAAUUGACAUUGGGGACAUCACUGCAAGGAAGGCUCUCAGGAAACAGCUGCAGUGCAAGACCUUCCGGUGGUACCUGGUCAGCGUGUACCCAGAGAUGAGGAUGUACUCCGACAUCAUUGCCUAUGGAGUGCUGCAGAAUUCUCUGAAGACUGAUUUGUGUCUUGACCAGGGGCCAGAUACAGAGAAUGUCCCCAUCAUGUACAUCUGCCAUGGGAUGACGCCUCAGAGUUUACUUAUCUCCAGAAGUACACAAUGAUUUAAAAAGACGUUUUAGGCCGGGCACGGUGGCUCACACCUGUAAUCUCAGCACUUUGGGAGGCCGAGGCGGGCGGAUCACGAGGUCAGGAGAUCGAGACCAUCUUGGCUAACACGGUGAAACCCCAUCUCUACUAAAAAUACAAAAAAUUAGCCAGGCGUGGUGGCGGGCACCUGUAGUCCCAGCUACUCGGGAGGCUGACGCAGGAGAAUGGCGUGAACCCGGGAGGCAGAGCUUGCAGUGAGCUGAGAUCGCGCUACUGCAGUCUGGCCUGGGCGACAGAGCGAGAUUCCAUCUCAAAAAAAAAAAAAAAAAAAAGAUAUUUAGCAUGUAAGAUAUGCCUAUGUGUGCAAUUACAAUUAAAAGAGUGUUUAAAAGAGCUGUUGCCUACCAAAACACACAACUGAAGGACAUCAUGACGUGUAUGUCACUCUGUGUGUGAAUGAUGAGCCUUCCCAGGGAUUGUCCAUUGUGACCUCUGCCAUCUUGUCCUUUUUUGGGGACUGAGUUGCUGUGACAUUACUGGCUAGUUAAUUGCAGGCCAGCAAAUCAGGUUGUGCUCACACAACCCAGUAUGGCAACACAUUCCUCAUUGUUAACAAUGGUGUGGCAUUUUUAAUGAGUGACUAUCUUUUUAAACAUUGUAUUGAAGUAAAACAUAUAUAGAGGGAAUAAAUGAAUUGUAAGUGUACAGCUUAAUCAAUUUCCAGAGUGAACACACCCAGAUCAAAAAUAAGAGUAUUGCUGCCUGAUUUUGAAUUCUACAUAAAUAGGACUAUAUAAUAUAUAUUUUCUGAUGUUGACUUCUUUCAUAAUUAUAUUUUUUUAAUUUUUAUUUUUAUUUCAAUGGUUUUUGAGAUUCAGGUGGUUUUUGGUUACAUGGAUACUUGGAUAAGUUCUUUAGUGGUGAUUGCUGAAAUUUUAGUACACCCGUCACCCAAGCUGUGUACACUGUACCCAGUAUGUACUCUUUUAUUCCUCACCCCUCCUCCCAACCUUCCCUGCUAAGUCCCCAAAAUCCAUUAUGUCAUUUUUUCUUUUUUUUUUUUUUUUUUUUUUUUUUUGAGACGGAGUCUCGCUCUGUCGCCCAGGCUGGAGUGCAGUGGCGCGAUUUCGGCUCACUGCAAGCUCCGCCUCCCGGGUUCACGCCAUUCUCCUGCCUCAGCCUCCCGAGUAGCUGGGACUACAGGCGCCCGCUACCACGCCCGGCUAAUUUUUUGUAUUUUUAGUAGAGACGGGGUUUCACCGUGUUAGCCAGGAUGGUCUCGAUCUCCUGACCUCGUGAUCCGCCCGCCUCGGCCUCCCAAAGUGCUGGGAUUACAGGCGUGAGCCACCGCGCCCGGCCAUUAUGUCAUUCUUAUGCCUUUGCAUCCUCAUAGCUUAGCUCUCACUUAUAUGAAACUGAAAACGUACGAUAUUUGGUUUUUCAUUCCUGGAUUACUUCACUUAGAAUAAUGGCCUCCAGCUUCAACCAAGUUACUACAAAAGACAUUAUUUCUUUUUGUGGCUGAUUAGUAUUCCAUGAUGAAUAUAUACCACAUUUUCUUUAUCCACUCGUUGGCUGAUGGGCACUCAGGUUGGUUCCAUAUUUUUACAAUUGUGAAUUGUGCUGCUAUAAACAUGCAUGUGCAUGCAUCUUUUUCAUAAAAUGACUUCUUUUCCUUUGGGUAGAUACCCAGUAGUGGGAUUGCUGGAUCAAAUGGUAGUUCUACUUUCAGUUCUUGAAGGAAUAUCCAUACUGUUUUCCAUAGUGGUUGUACUAAUUUAUAUUCCCACCAGCAGUGUAAAAGUGUUCCACACAGCAAAAGAAAUCAUUAAACAGACAACCCACAGUGUGGGAGAAAAUAUUCACAAACUAUGCAUCCAACAAAGGAUAAAUAUCCAGAAUCUACAAGGAACUCAACAAAUCAGCAAGAAAAAAAAAUCUCAUCAAAAAGCCAAAGGACAUGAAUAGACAAUUCUCAAAAGAAAUAUACAAACAGCUAACAAACAUAUGAAAAAAUGCUCUACAUCACUAAUCAUCAGGGAAAUGCAAAUUAAAACAAUGAGAUACCACCUUACUCCUUCAAGAAUGGCCUAAUUAAAAAGUCAAAACCCAAUAGAUGUUGGCAUGGAUGUGGUGAAAAGGGAACACUUUCAUCAUUACAUUUCUGAGAUACAUCCCUGCUAUUACCUGUAGUUGUAAUUUGUUCAUUUUUACUACUAUGUAGUAUUCCACUUUAUAAAUAUACUAUAAUUCAUGAUCUAUUCAACUGCUGAUGGACACUUGGACUAUGGCCAGUUUGGAAGUAUCAUGAAUACUGCUGCUAUGAACAACCUUGAUCAUGUCAUUUGGUGUACAUAUAUGCUCACUUCUUUUGGUUUUAUGCCCAGGAGCAGAAUUCCUGAGUCAUAGGGUUGAAAUAUGUUCACUUUAGUAGACAUUGCCUGUAUUAGUCUGCUCAGGUUGCCAAAACAAAAUAUCACAGGCCUUAAACCACAUAAACUUAUUUUCUCACAGUUCUGGAGGCUGGGAAGCCCAAGAUCAGAGUGCUGGCCUAUUCAGUUUCUGGUGAGGGCUCCUUUCUUGUCUUGAAGAUGACCACCUUCUUGCUGUGUCCUCACAUGGGAAAGACAGACAGCACAGAACAAUGAGCUCUCUGGUGUCUAUUCUUAUAAGGAUGCUAAUCCUAUCAGGUCAGGGCUGUAUCCCUGUGACCUCACUUAACCUUAACUUAAAGAUCUGAAGAAUUAUCAGCCUAUCCAUGUUGCAAAAAACUGAGAAAGCUCUUUCUGAAAAAAACACUAAGGUGUGGCUCAUGAUAAAGAGAACAUGAGUUUGACUUAGGUGGACUUUGCCAGUCAUUUCAACAGAAGCCAGGAAUACAGAUGAAAUUACACCUGUAGAGAGACUGCCAGUUUGAACUAAAGGGGACAGAGAAAGUGGGAUAUAAUGAAAGAAUGCAAUUGGACUUGGAGUUCCAUAGGACCAUAGGGACCAUAGAGCUAUUUGGCUGUGAAUGUGCUCUAUUCCUCAAGAAAAGGAAGAAUGAUGCGAAAGGCAUUUUUAGGGAUCAUCAGGGCUGCCACUCCCACCACAAGACCAGGAGAAGGGCUGGUGCCCUGUCUAGCCUAAGGGCCAGGGCCACCCCACACAGCCACAGUAGUGAUGCUGGCACCCCAGUGGACCUGGAGGGCAGAGCAUUGAGCCAAAGAGGGUUAUUCUUGAGCCUUAAGAGCUAAUGGAAUUUGACUUGCUAAGAUUUUGAACUUGCUUGGGACUCAUCACUCUCCUUCAUUCUGAUUUUUCCUUCUGGAAUGAGAAUAUCUAUUCUAUGCCUUUCCCACAGUUGUGUUUUGGAACCACAUGAGUUGUCUAAUUCCACAAGCUCACAUUUGAAGAGAAAUUUUGCCUUGGGAUGAAUUGUACUUGGAGUCUCAUUUACCUGAUGUAGAGGAUAUUUAGAUGAGACUUUGGACUUUAGAGUUGAUGUUAGAAUGAGUUAAGACCUUUGGGGCUGUUGGGAUGGAAUGAUGUAUUUUGCAUGCCUUAAAAACAUGCAUUUGAGGAAGGCAGGGGCAGAACGUUAUGGACUGCAUUGUGCCCCUCCUUGAAAAUCAUAUGUUGAAACCCUGACCCUGGUAGUAUUUCAAGUGAGGAAGUAAUUAAAGUCAAGUCAGGUCAUAAGGGUGGUGCCCUAAUCUGAUAGGAUUAGUGUCCUUAUAAGAGCAGACAUCAAAGAGCUUGAUCACUAGCUUUCUUUUCUCUCUGCCAUGAAAGACACAGUGAUACAGCAGCUGUCUGCAAGCCAGGAAGUAGUUCCUAAGCAGAAACUAAAUUGACCAGCAUCUUGAUCUUGGACUUCCCAGCCUCCAGAACUGUGAGAAAAUAAAUUUGUUAUUUAUGUCACCUAGUCUGGGUACUUGGUGACAGCCUGAGCCAACUAAUAAACUGCCAAACAAUUUUCCAAAAUUGUUGUACCAAUUUUUACUUCUCCCAGCUUUAUAUUAGAGUUCUAGUUGCUCUACAUCCUUGCCAACAUUUGGUAUUACCCAUAUUUUUAAUUAUAGCCAUUGUAGUGGGUGUAUAGUACUAUCACUCUGUGGUUUUAAUUUGCAGUUCUCUGAUUAUUAAUGAAGUCGGGCACCUGGGUUUUCAGCACAGAAUGUCUUCAUGUUAUCCUUGAAUGUGGGCCAAGGUAGCCAGGUCACAAGUAGUUGGUCUUUCUGUAAAUUCUUGCUCUGCUUUCUGACACCUGUGAUCUUAUCUGGACCAUUGGACAAAUGUUGAAUGUUUUGUCUGUGUGAUGGUAGAUGUUGGCCUAAGCAGAGGCUGCCAGUUCUCUACCAACUGCAGAUGAUACAAUAUGGGACAGUAUCUGUUAUACUUACAGUGUGGAUUCUGGAGCCAGAUUGCCUGAAUCUAAAUACCAGCUUUGAGCCUUUCUAGUUGUAAAAUCUUGGCAAGGUUUUAAAAUCUAGGCCUAUUUUUUUAGUUUGUAAAAUGUGGACUAACAAUGGUAGAUACACCAAAAAGGUUGUUGUGAGGAUUUAACACAUGUAAAAUAUUUAAAACAAUACCUGGUAUGUAGUAAGUCCUCAAUAAAUGUUAUCUAUUAGUAUUUCUAUAAGGAUGGUGUUACCAUUAUUACUCCACUUUAACCCUGACUCCUGUUCAGUGUAAAUACCCUCAAGGUUCUAGCUGCAACCAACCCUGGACUGACUCUCCUUCACCCCAUGGUGCCAUCUGCCACGGGGGCCUGCCCUGGUCAAAACCUACCCAUAGGCCAGGUGUGGUGGCUCAUGCCUGUAAUCCUAGCACUUUGGGAGGCCGAGGCAGGCAGUUCACCUGAGGUCAGGAGUUCGAGACCAGCCUAGCCAACAUGGCAAAACCCUGUCUCUACUAAAAAUAUAAAAAAAUUAGCCAGGCAGGGUGGCACACACCUGUAAUUCCAGCUACUCGGAAGGCUGAGGCAAGAGAAUCACUUGAACCUGGGAGGCAGAGGUUGCAGUGAGCUGAGACUGUGCCACUGCCCUCCAGCCUGAGCGACAGAGUGAGACUCCAUCUCAAAAAAACAAAACAGAAAACCUACUCAUAAACUGUUGGAGCAUCACUGAGUUACUAUGGCACCAAAAAUGUAAGGGAGUUAGGAAGGGACAGUGAAGUGGGCGUUGGGAUGCCUGAGUUCAAGGGUUUGUCUUGCUACACAAUUGCAACAUCACCUUAAUCUUCUCUGGGCCUUUAUUUUGUUUUACUAUUUUAUUGAGGUAGAAUUUUAUACUAAAAUACACAAAUCUUAACUGCACAGUUCUUAACUUUGUAUACACUGUACAGUCACCAUUAAGUUCAAACCCAUCAUUCCAGAAGGCUUCCUCAUUUGUCCUCUUGGUCAUACCUCCACCCAAAGGUAAGGAUUGUUCUGACCACUCUCACCAUUGAUGAGUUUCAUCUGAGCCUGUAUUUCUGUCUGCAGAUGAUGAAGCUGGAUUGGGCUUCUUUAGGCUCAACACUCCUAGCUCUGACAAUCUGCUUAUCUCUAAUUCCUUUGUUUUGAAAUUCAGUUGGCGUGGGAAACUGUGAAUUUGUGCUUGCCAGGAAUGCUGGGAGCUGCCUUUGUAAAUAAGCUUCUUGAUGUGAAGCUGCAGCAAGUCUCAAAGGGUUGGGUCUCCCUUCCUCAUCCCCCAAAGCCACAGAACACUCAUGCAGCUGGGCUGUACAGGGAGCCCUUGGUGUCCUGGUGACCUUUCAUGCCAGGCCAUGCUCAGAUGCACAACUAGCAGUGCUGUGUAGGGAGGUUUGGGACCAGCCUCAGAUUACACACAUUUCCCAGGAAGGGGUAGGGAUGCUGCUGUGGCAGGACUCUGUUGAGGCUGUGGCCUUCCCAGUGAGCUGGGAGAGCUGGAAAGGACAAGGUUAUCCUGGGGACGGGCUGGGUAUUCCCAACCUGAGCUCCUACAUCCACCCAUGAUGAAUGCAGGGGCAGGGGAUGAGUGAAAGGUAAGGGGCUGCUGUCUGGCAAGGCUUCCCAAAGUCAUCUUCCAGCCCGCAAGAAGUUCACUGCUCAUGGAAGAGUAAGAAAAGGGGUACUCUAGGACGUGUUACCUGAGGAUGAAGUCAGGGUACAUCUCAGAAGGAGACUGUGGACAGGUGAGGACCCCAAAGAUCCUCUGAAUCCUACAGACUUGGUCCAAAUCAAACAUUCAACAUGCAUUUCCAGGGAUGUCACCCCCUCCUACUGGCAGUUCUCAGCAAGAUCUUUAUUGUUACCAUGGCCACAUAGGACAAGGAGAGCUUUGGGAAGGUCAUGUAUGCACGGAUGGAACUGUCACAUGCCAUUGUGCAGGUUGUGCACUGUACAACUGCAGGAGAUGGAGGUGGCACUUUACAUUGUUGCCUAGGGAAUAUAGACCAAGCCAGGAUAAUGGUAUUUCUGACCUCUCCUAUGAAAACUUACAUAUUCCUCCCUAAGCAUCACACUUGAUAGGAAGCCUGAAAAUGCUGAAAGACAAUUUCUGAGGCAAUAUAUAGUGAUUAAGAACCAGACUAUAUGGGUUCAAAUCCCAGCCAUGCUACUUACUAACUGAGUCUCUUAGGUGAGUGUCUCCUCAUGCCUCAGUUUUAUUGCCUGUAAUGAAAUUGGCUGGUGGUUGGUGGUCCCUUGGCUUGUAGCAGCAUAAGAGAGAAUAUAGUAGUACUAACUUUGUGGAGUUGUUUUAAGGAUUAAAUAAAUCAAUGCACAUAAAGCGUUUAGAGAACAAAAUCUGUUACACAGUCAUCGCUUACUAAAUGUUGGCUAUUAUUACUAUUACCAGAUUGGUAAAGACACUCUAGACCAUGUCCUUGAGUUAAUAGAGUAGGAAUUGUUUAGCUUAAAAAGAGAACAGAUUUAAGGGGGACGUUAAAACUCCUUCCAAAUUAUAAGGAUGCAGAUUUUUGGCUUAGCGUGAGGAAACUCUUCCCAAUCAUUGGCUCAGGUUAUUUUGACAUCUCCGUCAUCAGCACUGAGCCAUGUUUGGCAGGCUCCAGGGACAUUCUGAAGGAUUUUUAUAUCAUGUAGACUCUUAAGCUAAGAAAUUCCUAAGGGCUCUUGCACCCUGGAAUUCUAUGACUUUUUAAUUCAUUACCUUGUCCAAAUCAAGGUAAUGGCUUGUAGCAGCAUAACUCCACCCUUCACAUGACAUUCUCUGUGUGUGUGUCUGUGUCCAAAUUGCUCCUUUUUUAUGAACAGCAUUCGUGUGCCAGAUACUGUUCUUGGCCCUGGGAAAUGGAUGAACCAGAAAAAAAGUGACUGUCCUUGUGAAGCUAUAUUCUGGUGCUAGAAACAGACUAUUCUCUAUUUUCUAAUCUUCAAAUCUUCACCACAGCCAAGAUUUGAACUUGUUUCUCUCUUGAGCAUUGCCUAUGGGGCAACAUUUGAGCUUCAUGACUGGGAUUUCAGCCAGCAAUGGCCAAGAAUGGUGAAAGUGUAAGAAGGGCAAGAAGGCAGGACUGCAGGCUGGCCCCGUUCAUCUUGCUGACUUUGUAAGACGGUUAAGCAAGUACUGAGUGCAUUUGAGGAACUGAGUAUCUGUAGGCAUUUUCUAAAGAAAAAUGUCAAAAUAAAAUGGAGAGAUUAAAUGCAAAAGUGGUUCAUGUCCUAUGGGGAAAUAAAAUUAUAGCCUUUCAUGUGAUCUUUUCUACACAGACAGAAAUCUAGGAGUUAGCAUACAACUUCAUAGUGUCUGAGAGAGAAUCAAAAGGUAAAUAGCAAAGUCAAACAUGAGCACAUUCUCUUGGAAAAUUACAUACUCUUGGGUGGGCCCGUUAAUGUCCCAGGAUAAUAUUAAAAGGACAGGCCACUUCCCCUCUUUGUUUUUGCCUUAUUUCUAGGUUUCAGGUAUUUUUCUUACUCUUUUCACAAAGUUUGUUGAAGGUCGAGGGACACUCCAGGCCACUAGUGACUCAGUGACUCUUAUGGGUCACAGCCUGACCAUCUGACCUUUUCCCCUGCAGAAGUUUCCCAGGGCUUCCAUAACAAAGUACCACAAGCUGCGAGACUUAAACGACAGAAAAUUAUUGUCUCACAAUUCUGAAGCCUAGAAGUUCGAGAUCGGUCUCAGCAGGGCCAAGCUCCCUCUGAAGAAGGCCUAGGAAAGAUUCUACUCCAGGCACUCUCCUAACUUCUGCUGGUCCCUUGGCUUGUAGCAGCUUAACAUCACCCUUCACAUGGCAUUAUCAAUAUGUGCGUCUGUGUCCAAAUUGCCCCUUUUUAUAAGGACACUACUCAUGUUGGAUUAAGGGUCCAUUCUACUUCUGUGUGACCUCGUGCAAAUUUAAUUAUAUCUGCAAUGACUCUAUUUCCAAAUAAGAUUACAUUAUGAGGUACUGGGGGUUAGGACUUUAACAUAUGAAUUUUGGGGUGACACAAUCCAACCCAGUUCACCUCCAAAUGGGAAGAGUGGAAAUGGAAACCUGACUCUCACUUUCUAGGCCAAAAAUGGUCUCCCAUCACUUCCUCUCUCAUUUCACUGGCCAGACAUGGUAACAUGGCCCUGCCUGACUCAGAGGGGUAGCAAGUUGUGGUUUUCUGUGUGUCCAGGAGGUCUUGUCUUUGUCACAAAAACUUAGAUAUUUUCUAAGUCAAUGUCAUCUCUGACAAAUAAGAAAAAAUAAGAAAAUGGCAUCUGGGAUGUGAAUUGACUUGCCUGAAGUCACACUGCAAGUUACUGGCAAAGAUGGGACUAGGAAGGAUGCCAGUAUUUUGACUUCCAGUUUCUCCUUCAUUGUUUCUUUCAUUCAUUCAUCAAACAUAUGAUAGAUUGUCUUUUAUGAAGUCCUCAUAUUUUGGAAAGUUUCAUUUUCCUUGAAGAAGAAGCUUGGUCUGGCAAUAAAAAACAAAAAUUGACAAGUGGAACCUAAAGAGUUUCUGCAUAGCAAAAGGAAUUAUUAACAGAGUAAACAGACAACCUACGGAAUGGGAGAAAAUAUUCACAAACUAUGCAUCUGAUAAAGAUCUGCUAUCCAGAAUCUAUAAGGAACUUAAACAACUCAACAAGCAAAAACAAAUACCCCAUUAAGAAUGGGCAAAGGACAUUGAACAGACACUCCUCAAAGGAAGACAUACAAGGAGCCAACAAACAAUGAAAAAAUGCUCAUCAUUACUAAUCAUCAGAGAAAUGCAAAUCAAAACCACCAUGAGAUACCAUUUCACACCAGUCAAAAUGGCUGUUAUUAAAAAGCGAUAGGAAUAGUUUUGUAGAGCAACUUAUAACGGGACCCAGUGGGGCCCAGAAAUAUUGGAGACCCAAAGACAGCUUGGGCUGGACAAAGGGACACAUUUCACAUCUGUGUUUAAACCUUUUGAGAGACUGUGCUUCAGUGCCAUUUAAAAAGUUCACUCUGUUGUCGUUGUGAUAUUCCCAGGUCUCAGAGAAGGCCUUGGAUAGGAGAAAGCAGAGUGUCACUAAUCAAAUUAGUGAGGUGAAGCUGCUGAGAACCAUGCUAAUUGGUUAAUGCGUAAACAUAACCAUUUUAUUUAAAUUAGCAGCAAAUUUCAAGCAAUCCUCAAAAUAACUGAGAAUAUUAGCCCUGAUUAGUGUAACAGCCCGGAAAAUUUCUUCUGGUGGGAAACAUACAAUAGUGGGGUCUCCCCACCAGGUCUUUAUUCAAUCAAUCACUCAUUCAUUUGCUCAUUCAACAAACAUGCGUUGAGUGUUAUUUUACGUCAAGCAUUACAAGACAAAAAGGCAGCUUUGCCCAAGUCCCUGCCCUGGAGGAGUUCCUGUCUGGAGAGGGAGGCAGGAACUUAGAUGAUCACAGUUUAUACAAUGAAAUCUUACAACCUACUGCUCCACACUCCUUUCCCACUAGCCCACAAAAAGAGAGAGCAGGAAUAAAACCAGGUCUGGGGAUUUCUCCCAUUCUUUCUGCCUAAAUUUACUAGACUGUAAAAGACACAGGGUUUUCGGGGGAGUGCUUUUUCUAUGGAAAGGUAAAUUGUUGGUUAUAGGAGAAGAAAGAUGAAAGCGACUUUAAUUCCUUCUGACGUUUUUGAAAUACUAAAGCUGCCACAUUUAUGCUUCAGGAAGUGCUUUGACUCAAGGUUUAAAGAUUAGAGUUGAGAUGAAAGAAGUACUCUAUUUUAACCUGGAGAUGAAUUCCACGAAGCCAUCACCUCUCCCCUGUGUGGUAUUGGCCCCAGUGUCCGCAGGGGCAUUAAAGACCUCUCAUGGAUUGUGCUUGCACCCCCAUACCUUUCACGUCACAUCUCAGAGACAAUUGCAGAAGUUUUCCUUUGUGCGCCAAGAAUUUAAAUGUCUAGCCACUUCUCUGUGGCCUUUGGCAAAUUUCUCCAGUUUUCUAUGAUUUUUGUCUAUAAAUAAAUAAGAAUACCAGGCGCUGGGUGGCUGUGCAGUUUGGAAAAACCCCUGAGUUGAUUUCUUGUGCCCUCCAUGACUCCGUGGCGUGUGGUUUCAUUGCUCAGGUGUCUGCUAGUGAAUGGUAUUGGGGAACCCCAACCAGGUAAUGUUCAGGGGAGCCUCGCACACUCCUGCAGCUAUUUCUAGUCACCUCCAGCUCUGCAUUAUUUAGGGACUAAUCCAGUUAGGGUUAAUUGGGUCUCUGUAUUUAUUGUCCUCUGAGCUGUCACCUCACACGGUUCCAGGGGCCACCAUUCAUGUCAGUACAGAGUGAUGCGGGGACUGGCCCUGUGAGGCUCACUCUCGGCAGCCACCCUCAGCUUCUGUUUGUCACACGUUCAGUUUCUCGGUGCAGGAUGGUUGUUUGAGGGGGUGCAGGGUAGUGGUGGAUGUGCAAUGUGGUAGAAAGAGUGUGGACAUGAGGUCAGAUAAGGGCUGGGGGUCCAGGCCCAGUUCUGCCCGUACCACAUGUAUGACGGGGGCAAGUGAUCUGAUCUUUCUAACCUGUUAGGUUCAUAAUCUGUAAAGUUGGGAUGUAACUUGCACAUCACUGAAUGAUUAUGAGGGAUGUGAUGGCCCAUAUGCCAUGAUGCCUGGCCCGGUGCCCCACGUGUGAUGGUGAUGGUAGGUGUUACUAUGCCUCACCCAAGAGCAAACUCUACACAGGUGAAGAAAGGGGACAUCGGAGGCUAAGAGUUGGGCUGAAAACCUGCGGUUAUCCCCACUCCAGAGUCCCUGGGCUGGGGUGGCUCCCUUCAUUCCAGCAGCCCUUUGAGAAUCCAUGAAGACCCAUGCCUAACGUAUCCUUGCCUGUGUUCCAGAGCUCAGGAACGUGCUAUUCUGUCUGUCUCCUCAUUGGUAAGUGAUGAUGGAGUGAGUUGUUUCAUUAAUCCAGCCUGCAGUCUCACUCUUUCCUGAUGGCACCACUGAAAGGAAGUGAAUGGACCUUGCUAGGUCCACCUGGCUGUGAAUCUCAGCUCCACCACUGGUUAGCUUGUGACCUGGAACUGAACACAUAAUUUCUCUUGACCUCAAGUAUCUGUAACUUAAAGCUUAGUUCAUAGGAAAUACCAUUUAACUGUGGGUUAUAUUGUUUUUAUGUCUUAAUAUAUAAUAUUUAUAUAUCUGUUUAUGCAUUUACUUCUGUAUGUACAUAUAUAUACACACUACACACACACACACACACACACAUAUAAUUAGUAUGUGUCCAUCUCUGCUAGACACUUUCAGUAUGUCAGUUGAUGUAAUCUUAAAACCACCUUGCCAGCUUAUCCUCAUUUGGCUCAAACAUGUAAAGAUAUCCCUAGGCCCCACCACCAAUAGUUGAGUGUGUAGGUCAUAAGUCCUAGAACAUGAUUGUAGGUUUUACUAUGUCACAGCCAGGAGCAACUGCUCCCACGGCGAAGGCUGGGAAGAGGAGGGCUACCGCCCAGCAGCGCUGCUUUCUCUACCAGCACUGACUCCUUAGAAUCCACAGCCUCCACAGGGCAUAGCCCAAAGGACUUUCACAGCUGCCCCCUGGAACCUGCCUGCAGUUAUCCCUGAUUCUCAGGCCACCCAGAGCUGGUGCCCAUUCUCUGGGUGAGGUGAGCACCCAGCCAGCUUCCCACCCUGCUUUUAGAAAGAACCUUAUUUCCAUUUCUCUUUUGGUAGUUGCAAAAGAGAGGCAGACCAGCCAUCUCCUGCCUGGACACAUCAGCUCAGGGUCAGGGGAGCAGGCAGACAGGGAGGGAGCCAACGGAUGUUAUAGGCACGCAGAUGUUAGUGCCGCAGUGUUAACCUUCUGUGCAACAAGUGAUGGUGAACUCUGGGCUGCUCCUGCAGCUUCCAUGCUUAAAAAAAGGAGCUGCUUGAUUUGUUAUUCAUUCCACAUGAUAUGUUCUUCACUUCAUGUCCAAACUCCACAAUUAGAGUUGUAAACAGUGAGUUUUGCAUGACUUUUAUUAAACUCCUGCAGGCCGGGGAGAAGCAGUCAUUAGCAGCUCCACAGUGGGCCAAUGUUCAGACUCACUAACCAGAGAGGGGCUGAGUCUCUUGCCCUCCACCCACCGUUCUCUGGACAGUCUUGCUUCCCAGGCCUCUCUGGCCUUGGGGACAGGUCACCAAACCCAGUGACAGAGGAGCUAAUUUUAGAUCCCACCUAGGCUCUGUGCUCUCUGCCAAGUCACAUUACCUCACUGAGCCUCCCUGAUCAGUAAAAUGGGGGCGGGUGCUGUUAAAUAAAGUAACAAACCUGCAUGUGCCUAGCACCAAAUCAGGCACAGAACUGGGCUCAGUAAUACUGGUCUCUCGUUCAAACUGGAGUAAUCUCUCAACAAACAUUCAUGAUUAUUAAAGGUAGCUUGCAUUUGUUGCUUACUGUUUCUAGGCAUCUUUCUAAGUGCUUUGUAUAUCUAAGCUCAGUUAAAACUCUCAAUGGCCCUUUGAAGUAAGCACUGCUAUUCUUUACAGGUGAGAAAACUGGGGCUUAAGGCAGGUAUGUAACUUGCUCAAGGUUACACAAUUACCGAGUGGUAGAACCUGGUUUGGAACCAGGUUGCCUAACUUCAGACCCCAUGCUCAGAGCCAUGACUCAGUACUGUCUCCCUAGUUUAGUUAAACAUGUGGCCCCUGCUCUCAGGAAGUUCUCUAGACAGAGACAGAACAAUAAGCCAUCACAGGGUGGUGUGAUGCCAGCUUGGCACACAGGCAACAUGCAGUGCACACUUGCUCGUGAGUGAAGGUUGCAAUGAGAAUAUGGGAUGGACUUCCUGAUUAGUCAACUACCCAGGCAUCCUCUUCUCCUUAGGAUCUACAGGAAAACGGAAUCUAAUUUGCAGUUUUCUCCCUGACAGUACUGAUGGCAGGUUUCUAAGAUAUGGUUGGAGGAGAUUUGAAAAUAUCUCUCAAUCAGCGCUACCCUUCCCCAUCCACCCUGGGCUUGAACACAGGCCACGGGCUCAUCAGCUCCCUCCUGGCUUGUGAGGGCUGUCUGCACAUGCCUCCUGCCUUUAAGGUUCUCCACUUUCUCUGAGGAAUUGGGGUACUCAUCUCCCCAUUGGGAGAUAUCUAAUCUCAGCAUUCCAGGGCCCGAGCAUUAGAGCCAAAGCCCCCCACUUCCCUUCUCCCCUUUCUUAUCCCUCAAGCCUCAGCCAAAAGUCUGCUUCUUUAGGGCAGUCUUUCCUGACCAUCCCGUCUAAGGUGUCCUUACUUGUUAUUCUUAGAUCUCUGUACCUUGUCUGAGUUUUUCACAGCUCUUGGAUUUGGUGAUUCUUUGUGAAUUGUUACACCUGAUGGUCUUUCUCCACCACUAGAUGGUGAGUUCCUCCAGGGAGAGGCCUUUGUUUUAUUCUCCAGGUAUCCCCUUGUUCCUAGUGCACCGCCUGGCACAGGGAAGCCACUCAAUGCACCUCUGUUUCCUAAAUGAAUGUUAAGAAAGUUGUUGAUUUUUUAUGUAAAUGAAGGCUUAGCCAGUCUUCCUCACAGAGCCCUCCUAGCAGCCUGCAGACACACAGCCUUUGAAAAUUCCCGGCCUUAAUCUGAAGCCUGUUUUUUCUUCUGUAAAAUGGGGUUAAGGCCAUCUACCUUGUAGAGGCUUUGUGAAGAUUAAGAGGACGGAUACAGCUGACCCUUGAACAACAUGGGUUUGAACUGCAUGGAUCCACUUAAAUACAAAUUUUCUUCUGCCUCUGCCACAGCAAGACAACCCCUCCUCUUCCUCCUCCUCAGCCUGCUGAACACAAAGAUGCCCUCCACCCACCAUUCUUUGGAAAGUGAAGAACUUUAUGAUGGCCCAUUUCUGCUUAGUAAAUUUUUCUCAUCUUUGUGAUUUCUUAUUUCUAUUUUCUUUUCUCUAGCUUACUUUAUUGUAAGAAUUCAGUAUAUAAUACACAUAAAACACAAAAUAUGUGUUAACUGUUUAUGUUAUCCAUAAGGCUUCUGGUCAACAGUAGGCUGUUAGCAGUUAAGUUUUGGGGGAGUCAAAAGUUAUACAUGGGCCGGGCACGGUGGCUCACGACUGUAAUCCCAGCACUUUGGGAGGCCGAGGUGGGCAGAUCAUGAAGUCAGGAGACCAUUCUGGCUAACACAGUGAGACCCCGUCUCUACUAAAAAUACAAAAAAUUAGCCAGGCAUGGUGGCGGGCACCUGUAGUCCCAGCUACUCAGGAGGCUGAGACAGGAGAACGGCGUGAACCCGGGAGGUAGAGCUUGCAGUGAGCCGAGAUUGCGCCACUGCACUCCAGCCUGGGCAACAGAGCGAGACUCCGUCUCAAAAAAAGGAAACUUACACAUGGAUUUCCAACGGCAUGGGGAGUCAGCACCCCUAACCCCUGCAUUGUUCAGGAUCAGCAGCAAAUAGGAUGCUUGGCACCAUGGCUGGCAAACAUGAAACCCUCAAUCAACCAGGUAAUCACUGUUAUUGCUAAUAUUAGUCUUAGUUGUUAUUAGUCAAGAUAAGAGCUGGCAGAAUCUGUAUCUGUUUAUCACAUUCAGUAUAUUUUUAUGGCGACCUGGGAUGGGAGCUUGAGAGAUGUGCCCUCCCCUACUGGGAUAGAAGCCAGCCCCUGGUUAUCUUUCUUAAUGAUGGGCCAGUUGCUAUGAGCACAGGUUGGAAAGGAGCAGGGGACACCUCCUUCUAUCAGUGUCUCUCCUGCCACCAAGUCAUGCUAGCACAUGAAGCUGACCUGCCUUUCCAUUUGACUCAACCCCCAGGCAGGAAACAUGUAAACUCCUCAGACCCCAAGGAUUUGGCAGGGCUGCUUUCACUAACACUUCCCCUUGCAGCUUUCUAUAAUUCAUUCCCCCAUUCAAAAUGGUCUUGCAAAACCACACCCAGGAGAGUCCAGGAUAUGAACAGCAAGCCAGUGACAGAGUAUAAGUUGCAAGAGUUCCAUCUCCCUAAUGGCAUGUAUACCGUGCCCUCCCCGAAGGCACUUCCUCUUUCAUUUGAAGCAGGAAGUGGGGAGGUUUUCCUAUGAUGUCCCUUGCACCAAGUGUAGAAGUAGACCUUCAAGAAGUUGGGUACUUGAGUUGCUGCUCUUUGGUCCCGUUUCUUAGUAGGGUAUCACCAACCUUUUAGGUGGGGCAGUUCUUUACUGCGUGGGACUGUCCUAUUCAAUGUAGGAUGCUUACCAUUCUUUGACCCUGACACCAGCAGUGUCCAUAUAAGACCAAAACAUCCCCAUACACCUCCAAAAGGCCUCUGGAGGAGGUGGUACCACUCCUGGCUGAGAAUCUGAGAAGGGAGAGUAAAUAAAGAAGCUCUGGGAUUUGGGAAUGGCUGGCGGCAUUGAGUGUGGGUAUCUGAAUAAUGUUUAUAUCAGGGCAACUUAAGGAAAUGCUUGUCUAUUGCAAGACAGUUCCUAAGGAGAUGUGUUCAGAAUAUAUCACGGGCAUAAAUGGAUUCUUAUAUUUGAUUUUCCCAAGUAACCCAAUUGUUACCACAUUGCCUUUGUCCCAGAUGCUUUUUCUGAAAUCGGUUUGUUGCUCUGCAUUAGCCCUGCCUGGGUAGAGCUUUGGUGGAGUCCUUGAGGUUAGCACUGUCUUAAUAUACUGGGAAUUUAAGCAGAGCUGGGCCCUCUAAAUCAAUCACCAGAACAGCUUUAGUUUUUUUCUUGCUCAAAAAUGCACUAUUAAAUGCAGAAACACGUAUGGGAGUGGAGGUUGGCUUGGGUGAAGGACACGUUUUAAAAGAAAAAUUUUAUAACAAUUUUUUCUGCAGGAAAAAGGACUUGCUGGUCUUGCUUCUUGUACAACUGGGCUACGGAAUAGAUUUACAUCUCCGCAGCAUUUUUAGCAUCCUUGGAAUACGCUGGGUUGUUCAGAAGUCACCUAAUCAUAUUUUCUUGGGGCACUCCAGGUGUUUAACAAAUACAUGUUGAACAAAGGAACAACUAAAUUAAUGGAAAAUUAACUAAAGCUUUUUAAGUGGUGAUUACAAAAUGGAAUGAGCCAGUGUUCCCCUUCUCGCACCCUCUGGGGGCUUCUUGGGUGGCAAGGUUCACCCUGUCCUUGGGACCUGAGGACAGUUGAAUCCAAGGGAGCAUUUCAUCCCUCAUAAUGCGUGCCUUGGUUUUAGAAUGUCUGGGAGGACAUGGCAGUGAGAAAACCUCUAUCUGAGGAAGCAAAUGAGGAAGUGGAGUCAGCAAGUGUAGACUUCUCUUGCUCAGAGUUUUCUGUGAAGGGAUGGGGGCCCUGGCCAUCAGAAGGGAUGUGGGGUUGAAAGGAGGUGUGCAUUUGGAUUUGCUUUUUAAAGAAAGCAAUAAGGGAACAUGUUUUGAGACUGAAGGGAAGAAAUAAGUAGAGAGAUCUAUUUAAGGGGGCAAUUAACAAAGCAAUAUCCCUGGGGGUGGGGACAGGGUGAGGAGAGGUGGGAUGGUCCUGGAGGACAGGAAAUGAACUUCUGCUGAGGCCCAGGAGGAACAAGUUUGCAGGCUGUCUUGCAACUGAAGCAUAAGGGGAUCUGGGUAUGUGAGAGAAUGGAGAAGGUUUAGAAACCCUGCAGAGUGAAAGUGGCUCAGCUGCUGAGCAGGUACCCAAAGAAGUAAUACUAGGUUGUGUUGAAGUACCUGGUUGAGGUUAAAGAUCAUGAGUUUGUGGUGGAUUUAAUUUACCCAGUUCCAUGAAUUUUCUCUGGUAGUGCUAACAUCCAGGGAACAGGUGUGGAGAAGGUGAACAAGGCUAUAGAGGUGGGGUUUACAGGGUGUAAAAAGCAGAAAAAGUAAGGAAUUUAAAAAUUGAAGCUGCUAGCAAGAGUGCCAUUAUUGAAAAUAGGGUGCAGCAUUUCUAGGGAGAGGUCAGGAAAGAGUGGUAAGUAUAGAAGGAAAGAAAGAAAAUUAUCAUUCCAAAGGCCUCAAUUAGGUUGAUGAGCAGGGAUUGGGAAGUAAGAGAGUGGGUAAUCAAGAUUAAUAGGUGUGUCAUUUUGUGUUGCUAUAACCUGAGGCUGAGAAAUUUAUAAUGAAGAGAAAUUCAUCAGCUCAUGGCUAUGGCAGCUGGGAAGGCCAAUAUCAAGGGGCCAGCAUCCGGUGAGGGCCUUCUUGUGGUGUCAUCCCAUGGUGGAAGAGUAGAAAGAAGGGCUAGAGAGGGGACUAAACUUGUCCUUUUACAAGGAACCCAUUCCCUUGAUGAUGGCACUAAUCCAUUCAUGAGGGCAGCGCCCCAGUGAUCCAAACACCUUCCAUUAGGCCCUACCUCCCAGCACCACCACAUUGAGGAUCAAGUUUUCAACACAUGAACUUUGGGGGACACAGUCAAACCACAGCAAGGUGAUUGGGCAAAAGUAGGGCAAUGGAGUAUUAGACUUCAGAGGUAAAGUAGUUUGGGGCACUAAGAGCUGGGGUCUAGGUGUGGGUGGGCUAAAGUGGAACACAGCAUACCACCCCAGAAUUGAGGCCACAGUGCAAUGUGAAUGCUGCCCAGUGUGAUGUAGAGGAAGCUGUGAGCCUGGUGCCAAAGACCUUGAUGGACGUAGCUGACUGCCUGGCACUUAAGUGAGAAGAACAACAUGGGCAGAGGGCAAUGGUGUCUGAUGUCUGAUUCUUACAGAGGAGAUGUUUUUUACACUAGGAUGGAAGAGUGGAGGUGUAGAAGAGGCACCAGGGGAGAGGAGAGUGUCAACUCCACCUUGAAUCCUGAUUAGAGACUCAGCAGAUUCAAAAAGGCAUGAGUAGGCAUCCUCCAGGAAGAGCCUUGUUUGGUGGGAAAGGAAAGGUUUGUUUUGUUGGAAAGGGCCAUCCUGGAAUGAUACUGGGGGUUUGAUAAGAGGCUUCAGAAGGCUCAAGAGAAGGCUUAGGAGGGAGGGCAAGGAAGGGAAGGUCAACUGGGGAUGAAGCACAGAGCAUAUCAGGGGUGGAGUGAGGAUAAGAAACCCCCACAAAGACAAAAAUUAAUCUCAUGUAGGGACAUAUUUAGUGAAUUGCCUUUAUUGAAAGUAACAUAUCUUCAUGAAAAUAGACAAUGAAAUGAAUAUCUGAGAGUGGUUUCCUCCAGGAAAUCUGUGCUAUGUGAUUUCCACCAUCGCUUACAUGGCGAGGUUCUUCCUGCCAUGCCAGGAAGUGGUGAGUAGAGUGGUAUAUGGAGAUAGAACCAUUGAAGAUUUUUCUUCCAGGGAGUCUUCAUGAUCCAUCUUCCACUGGAGUUUCCUCUAAGGAAUUCCCUGUGGCUAAGGUAAAGCCAUAAGGAAGUUCCAUGAGAACUGGGAGGAUUGGAGGAAGUGGGUAUCAGAAUCAUAUUGAGAGAAACAACAUCUCCUUGUACUGCAGCCACUGUUGUCACCCUUGGCCCCCAGCUUUUGUGCUCAGGACAAAGCGCCCACUUCCAAAACUCUGUCUGUCCUCGUGGCAACUGAACUUUGUUCCCAUCACAUUGCUCCAGUAUUUCAUGCUACAUUCCGUCCAGGACCAUCAGGGCUGUAUGGAGUUUCCACUGUGCCAAAGGAAGGAAUCAGCAUCCCAGUUACCAUGAAGAAAAGAGGGCUGGGAGUAGUGACCUUGGGGGGUCAAGGAUGCCUUCCUGAAGAGCUGCUUCUGGACCUUAAAGGAAGAAAGAGUGGGAUAUGCACCAGCAAAGGCAGAGAAGAACACUUCAAAAGUGGGGGCCACAUGUGGAAAGGGGUAGCAUCAGAACCUUUCCUUCUUUCCUCUUGAAGAAGCAGGGCAUUGUGAUGGUUGAGGUGGGCUUUAGGGCCAGAUGACUUGAGUUCAGAUCCCAGCUCUGCCAGUUUUCCUGUUUGAUAGCAAAUUGUUGCUAUCCAAUAAUUUACCUCUCUUUCAUUCUUUUUUCUCAUCUAAAAAUGGACAUGCCCUCAUCUCUUCCCCAGGGUUAUUUAAAUAAGUAUGUAUAAAGCAUUUGACAUCCCUGACAUAUAGUGUGAACUCAUUAAAUUGGAAAUAUUAUCAUUAUAAUAAUUUUUGUCCAUCAGGAGGGGAUAAAAUGAAUGUAAUUUGCUGAACACCUACCUUGUGUGCCAUAUGCUUUACAAACACCUGUAAAAAUGAGGUACCCGUAUCAGAACAAUUUACCAUAUAACAAACUACCCCAAAAUUUGGUAGAUUGAGACACAUCCAUUUUUUUUUACCUGAGAGCAGACAAUUUGGGCUAGGCUAGACUGGCCCUAUCUUCUGCUAGUCUCAGCUGGGCUGACUCAGGCAUCUGUGGUCAACUGCUGCUCAGCUAGUUGACUCUGCUUCUGGAGACUGGCUGACAGUCGGCUGGAGUGAGAGGCUUCUGGGCCAUGUGUGUGUUAUCAUCUCACAGGCUAGGCCAGGCUUCUACACAUGGUGGCAGGCACAGGGCAGCAAGAGAAGGCCAGCACCAAUGCACGAGUGCUCAUCAGGUCUAUGCUUGUGUCACAUAGGUGAUGCACAUUUCAUUGGCCCAAAGUAAGACACAGCACAGCCCAGACUCGAUAAAGGGAGAAAUGAAGUGAAGGGAAGAGCUGCGCAGUCACAUUGCCAAGUAGUUUGUGUGCGAGGAUGGGAAAUAUCUGUGGCCAUUUGUAUAACACGUCACAAUGCCUCAUCAUGUUCACUUUGUAUUAUUUUAUUCAUUUGUUCACUCAUUCAAAAAUAUUGAGUGCUCAUCUUGUGGUAUGGCAAGAAAAGGGAUCCCCAAUAUGAAUGGCCUUAGUUUUGUAACACUUUCUCUGUCAUAGUGCAAUCCAUCUGGCAUUGCUAUCUGAGGUCUGUAACAUCCAAUAAAGACAUGAGCUGGAGGAAAGCAGGUUAUAUUUUCCCCAGGGACAAGGAAAAUGGAGAUGGAGAUGGUGUUGGAGCAAGUGAAAUAGAGAGAUUUAUAUCUGCAGAUUAAAAUCAGCCACCAUUAUUUUAUCCACAUGAACUCCACUUUUUUUUUCUGGGCUAACAUCUUCCUACUGGAUCUUAACCUGCAUAUUGUAUUACUAUGUUCUUUCCUACAUCCUUCUGAUCACCAAGAUUGCUAGUGAGUCCAGAUCCCACAUUGACCGUAUGUUAUCUGUGCAUACUCGUGCACAUGCAUGCACGCACACACACAUACAUACACACACAUGCACACACAGACACACACACAUUCCACCACUCUCACUGGGAAUAUUCUAAGCUCUGCUUAAUGCUGUGCGGAAUAACUGUUGUAUGCUAAAAAGGUAUUGAGCCUCCUCAUUUCUCAGGAGGACCAGGUAAGGUCUAGACAUGGCAUAGACUAUGUCCUGGGGAGAGACCCCAUUCUAUCCAAGUCAUUAAUCCACUGGGCUAUAUGGAGAGUGAUGUCCAAGGUCCACAACUGGCCAGAGAGCAGCUUAGAGGAGUUUUGGAGUAAGGGGUACGAGGCAGGCACCAGGGAGUGCACUGCAUGAAUUUCUGGAGUCCAAAUGUCCCUGGAAUAAUUUAUUAACACAUUACUUGAUUCAAUUAAUAUGUUUUGAGUGUAUAUCAUGUAAUAAGCAGAGGUUCAUUAAUAGAGAUAUAAGGGUGGGCAAGACAAACAUGGUGUCUGCCCUCAGGGAACUUGGAAUCUAAAGGGGGUGACUGCUGUUACAGUAGCAUCCCUGACAGCUGACACCAAGCACAAAUCCUUCUAUGUAAUUCUGCCAACAUCCUCGGAGGUUGGCAGCAUUUUUAGCCUGUUUCCACUGAUGAGUAAAUUGAGGGGAUGAAUGGCUGUGUAAACUGUCUCUAGUCACAUAGCUCGUGGGUAGUGGGGGCAGAGACUUGAGUCGAGGCAGUUUGGAUCCCGACUCAGUCUUUCUUGAAUCACCCCUCCCCUCCACCCACAAUGGAUCAAGUCUCAUUGGUAUAUAUGUUCAAAGUUUCUUGUACUUUUCCUUAAGAGCAUGCAUUGCAUUUAGAAGUUCUAUUUUGGUGUGAUUAUUUGGGGAGGAACCUGUCCAUCAGUUCAGUCUUCCUUAUGCUCCAGUAAUGUAUGACCUCAAAAUCUCAAUGGCUUACUGGGCCCUACUGCGUGUCUGUUUCUUCCCUGACCUUAUCUCUCUUUUGCAGAAUCUUGUCAAAAGCAGCUGAUACUAAAAAGGCACACUCUGCAUCUAAGCAUGGGCUCACUUGCAACGUUAGCAGUCUACCAAGAUAUUGCAGGCCAACUAAGAGAUUUGUAUCUUACCAAGAUAUUUCACCAACCGUCUCAUCGUUGCAUAGAUGAGGUCACCAUCUUUCCAGCCUCCAGUGGUGGUUUACUCAUCACCUACCUCUGGACUUAAAGUCAGUGCCCAUAUUUUAAGGCUUGGCAGUACCCCUCCUCUAGUGUCGGUUUCUUUAUCAGUCAUCUUAGGCUGAUGUCCGCACAUCUCAGUGGCUUACAACAAGAUGUGUUCAUUUCUUACUCAUGCUCCUCGGUUGUCAUCAUUCAGCUUCAGCUCUGUCAUCUCAACUUUUUCUAGGGCCAAAGGGGCAGCUCCUUUCCAGGAUGCUGCAGGUCCAGUGGCAGAGAACAAAAAGACAGUGUAUCACAUGAUUGCUCUUGAAGCUUCUGAUUGGGAAUGACAUCUGUCACUCCCGCUCACGUUCCAGCUAGACAUGUGGCCAUGUCUGGCAUUAAUGAUCUGGUGAUGUACGAUAGCUCAGUAGGGAGGGGAAUACAGGAAGAAGCAUCAUAGGAGAGGGCAGAGACUAUUUCGAACAACAAAUCAAUCUGUAUUUAAGAAGUAUGAAUUGACUGUCACAAGCUGAUGCAGAGUGGGCAGACUGUUGUUUGUGAAAAGAGUGUCAGGGGAAGUAUUCCUCAGUGCAUAUGAUAUGCACCCUCUUUGCUGUUUGUGAUUGAGUAGGCACAGCUUAUGGCAGACAAGCAGACACAGCUAUGAAGUGUUUUGAGCAAUACCUUCCAAAAUAGGGCCCAGUAGUCAGAUAUCAGGUGUUUGAGAUUUCUUGAACAUAGAGAACUUACUAACGAACAAGCUAACUGUAUUUGUUAAUUUGAGGGGAGGGGGUCAUUAUCAACAACAAAUAAAACAAAUUUGGGUAGCUUAAGGUAAAGACAAAGGGUGAAUGUUAUUAGAGAAAACCUGGGGCGAUUCCUUUUUAUAGACUCAGAGGAAAGGUUGACCGGGAAAGGCAGGAACUAGGACAGCUCCAGGGGCCUCAGCAGUAAAAGUUCAUGGGUCUUCCCUAGCGAGUUGCCCUAAAUGUGUCUUAGCUUCAGGGCUACUUUGUCUGUGUCUUUUCCUUUUCAGGUUUUAAAUUCCUGGGAGAAGUCUACUUGGCUCUUUGUAACAGCUCCAUUCUCACUGAUGGUCAGGGUGGCAGAGUCCCAGAGCAUAGACCAUUUGGGCCAAGCCCUGGACAGAGCCAUCUUCAGAGGAAAUGGGUCACUGUCAGCCAGGCAGCCCCUCCAAGGGGUGUGUGUUAGAUUUCCAGAGGCAGGUACUUCCUGAGGGUCAAAGCGAGGAUGAAAUGUGCUUUUCACCAAAGGUCCCUUGUCUCCGGGAUGACCUCAUGGCCUACAGAGAAGGAUUGGCAAGAUAAGUUUGUGUGAUGGUGUCCCAUAAACAGUCCCAGGUCAGAAGGGUGCAGCUGUUCCUCAGAGCCCCAGGUCUGCCUUGCAGGGACCUCAGGUGUCAUCAUGGCUGCUGCGCUGAAAGGUGGCCUGUCAGAUGUGGAGUCCCCAGAAGGCUCAGGAGCACCAAGUCUGGUGUGUAUGAGCCCCACUGCUGACUGAGGUUGCGCUAGGGCCCAAGUACAGUGCCAGGCUUGGGCUCAGCCUCUAUCUAGUAUCAGUGCUGAGGACCUGGACAUAAUGGCCACAGGUGUAGCUAGCCAUGGGCCAGCAUUGUCUUGAGUCAGGUUUCUCUAGAAGCAGAUCCUGAGACAAGCGUUUGUGACAAGUAAUGUAUCUGAAAGGCAGUUCUAGAAGCAUUAGUAAGGCAGUGGAAACAUGAGCCAAGGGAGAAAGAAAGGUCAAUUCAUGUCAUGUGAAUGCACAGGUUAGCAGUGGGGGCCGCUGGUGCCAGUGCUGCUGGGGAUUUCUGGAGGCCUGUAGGGAAUAUAUCUCCAAAUUAGCCCAAGAAGCAAGAAGGAUGGGUUAUUUGUCCACCAGCUUCCAUCCACCAUUGGUUGGGGGCUGCUCCUGGAGCUAGGUACAGGCAAGGCAAGCUCCUGCAGCAAGAAAAGUCCCCCAGGCAGAGGGCAGCAGGGGCCAGUAGAGGAGGUUGUUCACAUGGCCAGGGCUGGGGAGUGCCCAGAUGCAUGGGUGAGGCACUAACAGUAUCUGCUAUAGCCACAAACAGGGCUGACACCAGGUUAUGCUGUCAAAGUGAAUGGGAUGGGUUUUCCAGGAGUCACUCGAGCUUUGUCCUAUAUCCAGGAGAGGCUGAGCCCUGAGGGGGAUUGUCACCACAUCCUUGCUAUGUUCCACAUCUGAUGAUGGUCUUCUCAAGGGUUGCUGAUGGGCCAGGUGUGUUUUGAAGGACAGCCACUGAGGGCUGUCAGUCUCUCUGCCUUUUAAGGCUGAGUGCAAUGACUGCGUCUCCAGAGCACUUGAGAUAUCCGAGUGCGAUGUCGCUCCCCAUGCCCUUUGCGGCUCUUUGCUGUCUCUGAUUUUGUUCUGCCAGCAGCACGCAUCCUGCGCAUAUCCUUUCCCUGAGCCAAGCCCAAUUCUUCAACCACUGAGGCCUGGCCUACCACCCUGGCCAUUGCUAUUGAUUGGGCCUCCUCUGUGAUCUGUCCCAUGGCAGCGUGUUUCUGCUUGAUGUGGCUUUUGUUUGCAGCUCCCAUCUGUGUCAAGGCACUUUGCUGGAGAAAGCCACUGAUGCAGGAGCCUGUCCCAGGCAGCCAGGCUGGUCUGGGGGGUGCAGGCAGAGGGCAGGGGGAGGAAAGGGAGGAGCAGUGGCAGAAGAAUCUGGAUGAGGGGCUAAGGCCUAGAUCAGGAGAGUUUGCAAGCCCUGGUCCCUAGAGACACACCCGGAGGCUGCAGAAAAAGAGAGACUUCACCAGCAAUCCCAGUAAAAUGGGGCACCCAUUCUUUGUCUUGUACUCAACCACACCAAGGCACCUCCAGGCCAAGCUUGCUUCCAGGCUCCUUGGACGUUUUUGAGUCAGAAGACUCUUAGAGCCCCUCAGAUGUGCUAACAAGUGGGGGCACUUACUGAUCUGAAUCACAGCUCCCUGGGGACCAGCGGGGUGCUACCCAGUCUCCUCCCCACCUCAUCCCAUUGGCACUAUCAUUUUUCAAAUGGCAUUGUACUGUCAAGCGUCUGUGGCUUGUGUUUGCCUGUUUCCUCUGCUAGAAGUCCCUUGUCCUUGACAAAUAUUUGGGCAAACUACUCUCUCUUUAGGCUGUUGUCUUUAGACUCAUUACUCACUGACAGCCCCAGGUAGAGACUGUUACUCCAGCUCUGGGGCACCCCAGCACACUGCCCACUCAUCUGUUAUAAGCCUGGCCAUGAGCAUAUUCUACCCAUCCUCCUGCAUGUCUGUCUCUCCGCCAGGCUGAUAGUCCCUGAGGGAGGGGCUCCCGCUCUUCCCUCUGCUUUCCCAAUGCCCAGGCCAGCCCUGGCACCCGAGAGGCAAAGAGGGUGUUUGUUGAAUUGAAUGGGAUCGACUCCUCACUGAUGGGCUGAGUUCCAGUUACAAACUUCUCCCCAAAGAGCUGAGGGAUUCGUGUGCCUGUGCUCAGCCUCACCUGUUCCCGCUCCACCAGGGAAAUGGGUUCACAGAGGAAGCCCUGAGCUAGAAACCCAGCCUUACACAUGUAUGUCGUCACACUAAUGGAGAAUGGUGCUUAUAAAUGCUUCCCAUUCCUCACGUGGACCUCGUGCUGUGGUUGAUGAACAUAAGAUCAUUCUGGAAAUGACUCUCCUUCAUUUCUGAUUUAGCGUCAGUGCACUGUGGCCCUCAGCACUGUAGCGAACUUCCAUGUCAAGGGGUUAAUGACCAAUAACCAAACCCUUAAAUCAGCCUGCCUGUCUGCAGAGAGGCCUGCAGGUCGUUCUUUGAAAAAGAGGAAAAAGAGCCCAUUUCUAAUACACAUUCUGGAUGUCGAAGCCAGCACUCUGUAAAUUGAAAUUUAAUAAAGCAAGGCUCCCUUCCUUCUUCCCGCCCUCUGUGUCUGGCACCCUGCCUGUUUCCAUGACUCCUACCUGCACACCUAUUGAUCAGACUCAAGACGGGCACAGAGAUGAGAGGGUGAGGCAUUGCAGCUGGACGGGUAGCCCUCUCCCUCCUGGGUCUUUUCUUGCCCUCCUAUGGAUACCCUGGUCCCUGCCUACCUUGUCCUUGCCCUGCAGAUAGGGAUAAGUUCCCCCUUCUCAUUGUGGGGGCAAGCUAGAUCCCGAUCUGCAGGGGCAUUGCUUUUAAGCUAGAAUCCAGAAGGGUGUGUGUUGCACCAACAUUUCACUCCUAGGCUUCCCAAACUCUCCUUAACCCAGCUGGUUUUCAACCUUGGUUGCACAUUAGAAUCACCUGGAAUAAAUCCCCGUGCCCAGGCCCCAGUCCCUGAGACUGUGGUUUAUAGGUUUUAAAGCUCCCCAGGUGAUUCUGCUCUGCAGCCAAGGUGGAGACCCCUGCCUUAGCUUGAUUGCAUUCAGGAGUUUGUCCUUGUGAUUCUUGUGAUUUCAUUUGCUCUCAGAUAUUCCUCCUCUUCCAAGAUCCAGCCCACAGCUUGACUGUGCCUUCAAUGACCUUUGCCAACCGUCCAAUCGUAAAAGUUUGCAAUCACCCCAUUAUGUGUGACUCUUAACUCCCUAGACAGUGUCACACUCCCCUGUUAUGUCCCCCAGCCCCUCAGAGAGCUGGGCUCUUAAUUCCUUCUUGGGCUGCAACCAACAAAAAUAUGGAUAAAUAUCCAAAGAAAAGACUGCAAGGAUGCUGGUUCAUCCCUUUCCAACGUAAGUGCCUGGCCAACUCCGUUGUCUUCUCCCUUACGAUGGGUUCUAGAACCUCUUGUAAACAGUGUCCCAGUAUAAUGCUCCCUUUCUACCCCUCACCACUCUCCAGGCCCAGGACAGUUUCAGCCAAAGACGAUCACUGCUGCCCCAUGCAGGAGGCUCAGCGGGGAGAGUCUAAAUGCCCCAAAGAUACCUCAUUUUUCACGGGCACCUACCUGAUAGGCCAGCAGCGUUGUCAAGGAAGGCUCAUUUAAUGGAGGAAAAACAGCUAGUCCAAAUUUACAUGCCCAUCGUUUGGAAGAGAACUCGUACUCCAGUUGUGCCUUGAAAAUGUGUGUAUUAUUAAGUAAUGUAAUUAACCCUAUUUUCCCAAUGUUCUAGAUUUGCCUGGGAGGCCCUCCUUGACUCUCCCUCUGCCCAUCCCAUGAUUUUUGCAUCUCAGUCUUUGUUUAGCUUGGUGAGGGCUCCAGAAUUUCUGCAGAGGCAUAACAUAGGUAUUGAGGUGUUGGUAGAAGAGGGGAUUGGAUCACUGAAAAAUACAUAAAUUGUAGUUCCACUUUUGGUUCUUUAAGGAAUCUCCAAACCAUUUGAUCCAGCAAUCCCAAUCCUGGGUGUUUACUGAAAGGAAAAGAAGUCAUUCUAUGGAAAAGACACUGGCACAUGCGUGUUUACAGCAGCACAAUUCACAAUUGCAAAAACAUGGAACCAGCCUAAAUGCCCAUUAACCAAUGAGUAAAGAAAAUGUGGUAUACAUACCAUAGAAUACUUCUCAGCCAUGAACAGGAAUGAGAUAAUGGCAUUUGCAGCAACUUGGAUGGAGUUGCAGGCCAUUCUAAAUGAAGUAACUCAGGAAUGGAAAACCAAACAUCCUAUGCUCUCACUUAAAGUGCAAGCUAUGCUAUGAGGAUGCAAAGGUGUAAAAAUUAUGUAAUGGACUCUGGGGACUUGGAGGAAGAGGUGGGAGGGAAGUGAGGGAUAAAAGAUACACAAUGGGGCCGGGCACGGUGGCUAUGCCUGUAAUCCCAGCACCUUCAGAGGCCGAGGCGAGCAGUUCACCUGAGGUCAGGAGUUCGAGACCAGCCUGGCCAACAAGUUGAAACCCCGUCCCUACUAAAAGUAAAAAAAAUUAGCUGGGUGUGGUAGUAUACGCCUGUAAUCCCAGCUACUUGGGAGGCUGAGUCAGGAGACUUGCUUGAACCUGGGAGGCGGAGGUUGCAGUGAGCUGAGAUCAUGCCACUGCACCCCAGACUGAGCGACAGAGUGAGACUGUCAAAAAAUUAAAAA